Trachymyrmex septentrionalis is the source of this 2180-nucleotide messenger RNA. RefSeq names its product zinc finger protein 34-like. The transcript is spliced from 8 exons. Gene Ontology annotation, biological process: cilium assembly; positive regulation of cell motility; regulation of cilium beat frequency involved in ciliary motility. The coding region runs from base 387 to 2072 and encodes 561 amino acids. The record is from RefSeq and is a predicted model, not a curated record. NCBI's taxonomy places the organism in Eukaryota, Metazoa, Arthropoda, Insecta, Hymenoptera, Formicidae. Gene Ontology annotation, cellular component: motile cilium; ciliary basal body.
ACUGCAAUAGUAUAUUGGUCAUUAGUUUAAAUUGUUAUAACCUUAAAAAAUACAAAGGAAUUAUAAUAAAUGCAAUCUAAAUUAAAUUUAUAUUUGAAAUCUAAUAAUUUUAAGCUUGCUAUUCUGAGGUCUGACGUCCAGGUUGAAGCUCCGGUUAUGUUGAUGUAUUCGUACGAAUAUCGUGGAACAAUGUAUCGAUCAAACAGUUAUUAACGAUUAUAGCUUGAUCUUUUCUGUGCCGAUGGUGCCUUGAUUCCACUCCGGGAUUUAUUUAGUACAGUUUUAUUAGCUUAAGAUGGAAGAAGGCUUGACGAAAAAAUAGAGAGGUAGCCUUGACUUGGUAUAAGAAAAUUGUCAGAGCAGUGGGAUUCCAAACGAAUCCGAAAAUGUUCAAGAAUACCUUCCAAAGUGGUUUUCUAUCCAUUCUGUAUAGCAUCGGCAGCAAGCCCCUACAAAUCUGGGACAAGAAAGUGAGGAAUGGACAUAUCAAGAGGAUCACUGACAAUGAUAUUCAAAGCCUUGUUUUGGAGAUACUAGGCAGCAACGUUAGCACAACGUAUAUCACAUGUCCUGCAGAUCCAAGGAAGACUUUAGGCAUAAAGUUGCCCUUUUUGGUAAUGAUUAUCAAGAAUCUAAAGAAGUAUUUCACAUUUGAGGUUCAGAUAAUUGACGACAAAAAUGUACGUCGCAGAUUUCGUGCGAGUAAUUAUCAAUCAACAACGAGAGUGAAACCAUUCAUAUGUACAAUGCCAAUGAGACUGGACGAUGGAUGGAAUCAAAUACAAUUCAAUUUGGCUGACUUCACACGCCGUGCCUACGGAACGAAUUAUGUGGAAACACUGAGGGUCCAAAUUCAUGCUAAUUGUAGGAUACGGCGAGUGUACUUUUCGGAUCGAUUAUACUCAGAGGAUGAAUUGCCAGCAGAAUUUAAAUUAUUCUUGCCCAUUCAAAAUAAGGCAAAAUGUGUGUCAUCAGAGGACAAAUUUUCAAAAAUGGUUUGUUCUAUGUGUAUCAAGAGACUGGAGGGUGUCCAUCGUUUCGCAAUGAUGGCAUACCGUACCCAAGAGAAGUUGAGAUCACAGCUUUAUGGUAACAUUGACAAUACGAAUCCUGUACAAGAAGAUGAGAUACAGAAUAUUAAAGACAUACAAGAUACUGUAAAAAAGGCGGAAGAUCGAGGGCUAUUGCAUUCGAUAUUGACAAAGGGUGCGAUAGAAAUUUUAACUGAGGACGAGCCACUGGGAUCACAGGAAUCAAAUUUUCAAGAGGUCAAACGUUGUACUCCCAACAUGGAGGAAAUGGAGCUGAGUAUGCUUGCUUAUAUAUCUUAUUUUUUUUAUAGAAACACUGAAGUGGAAGACGAAGAAAAGAAAGAUGAAAGUGAAUCUAAAUCACACGAAGACAGUGAAAAAAUUAUAUCCAAUUUAUCAGAGAAACCGCAUGAAUGUACAAUAUGUACCCGAUCUUUUAUAUCGCAAAUUGGCUUGCAAAAUCACUUGUGGUCGCAUUUACCCAAAGAGAGAAGAUUCGAUGGAAAGCCUAUUUUACAAUCUCAACACGUUUAUUCUAUAAAUGGUGUACUUCACACGAAUAGUGAUAACAAUUCGUCCAGCAACUUCAUCUGUCCAAUUUGCAGUAAAAAGAUUUCUACAAAGGGAAAUCUGAAAGUGCAUUUAGAGACUCACAGGCCUAAAGGAAAGUACGGCUGCGACAUAUGUGGAAGAAUUUUUAAAACUCAAUCGAAUCUGUUCAGACACAAGGAGUACCACAGCGGCGUACAAUUUCCAUGUAAUGUAUGUGGGAGAGUGUAUCCAACGAAUUCGACGUUACGCGCCCACAGCAUAACGCAUUCGGACUUGAGACCGCACGCAUGCCCGCUUUGUGAUAAGACAUUCAAGCGAAAUCAGGAUUUAAAAUUCCACAUAAAUCAGCACACAGGUGCGAGGCCUUAUCAGUGUCCUUACUGUCCGAAAGCUUUCGCGAGCUCCGGCAAUUGUUUUUCACAUCGUAAAAGAAUGCAUCCCCGGGAAGUCCAUCGAGAUCGACAAAGAGCGGCGGAUUUAAUGAGAUGAACCAUGGGCAGUCAAUAUGAGGACUGGUCUUAGAAUUUUGGAUAAAUGUUCUGCCGAGGUGAUCGUAUAUUGAUCAUAUAUUAGUAUCUCGUAAUGUAAACUUUAUUU